Molecule: messenger RNA, 1160 nt
Organism: Momordica charantia (bitter melon)
Lineage: Eukaryota; Viridiplantae; Streptophyta; Magnoliopsida; Cucurbitales; Cucurbitaceae
Product: RING/U-box superfamily protein
Biological process (GO): ubiquitin-dependent protein catabolic process
Cellular component (GO): endoplasmic reticulum
Molecular function (GO): ubiquitin protein ligase activity; metal ion binding
Source: RefSeq, a predicted model, not a curated record
GCUGCUGGAAACUUCCAUUCCAUUUCCAAACGUAUAUUUUUCGGAUUCCCGUCAAACGCGUUCGUCUUCGGUUUCAGAUUUGCUUUUUGAUCGAUCCAAAGGCGGCAUCGGCCGGUUUGUUCUUCUCAAUUAACAGGUAGGGUGUGUAGAUAUGGCGAGCGGGUUUGGGGAAUCGACGAGCAGGCAACCCCAAAGCCCAUCGUGUUCAGACAACAAUAGUGAUGCUAGUAAUUUUGAGUGCAAUAUUUGCCUGGAUUUAGCUCAAGAUCCUAUCGUAACUCUAUGCGGUCAUCUUUUCUGUUGGCCGUGCCUUUAUAAAUGGCUGCACAUUCAUUCCCAUCCCCAGGAAUGUCCAGUUUGCAAGGCCAUCAUAGAAGAGCAAAAGUUGGUUCCCUUAUAUGGUAGGGGAAAGACAUCGACUGACCCGAGAUCAAAAAGUAUUCCUGGAAUUAACAUUCCUAAUCGUCCUGCGGGACAGAGACCUGAAGCAGCAGGUCCUCCCCCAGAACCAAAUCAUUUCCCUCACAAUGGGUUUGGAUUCAUGGGAGGUCUCGGAGGGUUUGCUCCCAUGGCGUCUACAAGGUUUGGUAAUUUCACCUUGUCUGCGGCAUUUGGUGGUCUUGUCCCAUCUUUAUUCAACUUUCAGAUGCAUGGAUAUGCAGAUCCAAGCAUGUAUGGUGCAGGUGCUGGCUUUCCAUAUGGGUUCCCUAACAUGUUUCAUGGUAGCCAUGGUCACGCCCAUGGAUACUAUCACCAUCUCCGUCAAGGUCAGCAAGAUUAUUACCUGAAGCGGCUGCUUAUGUUGAUUGGUUUCUGUGUUCUUCUUGCCCUAAUCUGGCAAUAGAUGAAAGGGUCCGUCCAUUAGAGCUUAUAUUACUUCAUGGUGUUUGAUGUAUUCAAUCUAUAAUGUAAAAAUUCCAAAAAAUCAGAUGGUACAUUGUCUUGAUAUCCCAUCAUUCGACUCAAUUAGUCUUACUGUAUGUUGAAGUGGACAUCAAUUUUUGUGUACUUAGGCAUGGUGAACAUCAGCUGACGUGCUUAUGCAAUUGUAUUUGAAGGUUUCCAUUUAUGCACACAUGUAUAUGUACAGGCUGACCCACCAAAUGCAAUCACAUGGCAGAGUGAACAAAGCACAUGCUUUGAUGGCUCAUUCUAUCUAA